Molecule: messenger RNA, 486 nt
Organism: Plasmodium cynomolgi strain B
Lineage: Eukaryota; Apicomplexa; Aconoidasida; Haemosporida; Plasmodiidae
Exons: 2
Coding region: 1-486 (161 amino acids)
Source: RefSeq, a predicted model, not a curated record
AUGGAUUUUGAACAUUUUAAAAAAAUUAAAUUAAUUUUUGAUUAUUUUAAAGAUUAUGAUAAAUCUAUACAGGAUUUAGACAAACAUAAAGGCUUUUGUAGCCAAGAAUACUAUGAUUUCUUUACAAAAUAUGUCGAUAAUUAUAAGGAGUUACAUGAAGAGUGUAUUACAAAAUAUCAACAGAAUAAAUAUUUUUGUAAUGAAUUUCGUAAACACGGGGGUACAAAAUAUCCAAAUGAAUUAGAAUACAGUCCUGGAGUAGGACCAGGAACAAAAGUACAACAAUUAUCAGUAAUAGAACCAGAAGAACAUUUAAGAACCCAAGCCUCAUUAGGAUAUAAUGUAGAUGAUUUAACUCCUGGAAAAACUAUUACUUCGGAUGAUAAAACAACUUCUAUAACAUCUAAAAGUAUCAAUAGUGUUGUCUCAGUUGCUGGAAUAUUAGUCCCUUCUUAUCUAGCGUACAAAGUAAUUAUAACUCAAUAA